GCUUUACAGCUGGACUCAACUCUGCACCAUGCGGUUCAACACACUCCUCUUCCUGCUGGUCGGAUCGUGUCUCUGUCUUGCACUGGCACAAGGUGAGAUGUUAUAACAGGAUAGCUGAUGCCUGGUAUCAGCUGUCACAAUAAGAGACUGAUAUAACAGAUAAAAUGAAGGUCAAGGGCGGUUUAUUGCCUGUCAUAACUUGAGUGGGAAGAAAAGGCCUCAUUGUGCAUUUAUUGCUUUAUUCAGCAACCCCGAUUGUGUCGGUUACCUUAAAGGGAUUUGUCAAUUUCUUGAACUUUGCACAAAUGAUGUUAUAUAAUCUAUUAUGUGCAGUGAGGGGUUUUAAUUUCACUGUUUUUCUGAUUCCUCAGUGAGCUACGACGACUGCUGUUUAAAGUUCGUGAAGAAACUGAGCAACGUCACUCAGAAACACGCAGUGGGGUACAGAUGGCAAGUGCCUGAUGGAGGCUGCAACCUGGCCGCUGUGAUGUGAGUACAGGCGCACAGCCAACAGAUCAUCCGUCUCCUAAAAGCUGCUUUGAAUUCAAUUAAAAUACUGUUUUAACACCUGUUUGCAUCUUUUAGCUUCACCAUGAAAAAAGGACGGGAGUUUUGCACAAACCCCGAAGAGAAAUGGGUGAAAGAUCUGAUGAAGAUGGUUGAGAAGAGGAUCAGAAGACAAAAUGGCAGGAAGGUGAGACAUUCCUGAUAGCAGUCCACUUUAUCCAGGGGCGGAUCCAGACUUAAAUGAGUAGGGGGGCUGGAUGGUGCACUGCAGGGGUGGUAUAAAGUUUGUAUAGUAUAAAGUUUACAUGUAUCUAUACUAAAACUCACAACAUUUAUGUAGUGAAAAAGAGUCGAUGCAUUUCUAAAACUGACUGAUGAUAAUAUUGAUACCUCUACAUGACCUACAAACACAUUUAUAAGGUGUUUUUUUUAACGAUUUCAAAAAAAUUGUCAAUUGAUUUAACAUUGGAUGUCAUUUUCUUCACAGAGCCGCUCACAGAAGCUCUCAGAAUGA
Xyrichtys novacula (pearly razorfish) is the source of this 1021-nucleotide messenger RNA. The record is from the annotation of a GenBank genome assembly. NCBI's taxonomy places the organism in Eukaryota, Metazoa, Chordata, Actinopteri, Labriformes, Labridae.